Messenger RNA from Echinostoma caproni, 8325 nucleotides. NCBI's taxonomy places the organism in Eukaryota, Metazoa, Platyhelminthes, Trematoda, Plagiorchiida, Echinostomatidae. The record is from the annotation of a GenBank genome assembly.
AUGGAAUAUCCUACCUCGAAUAUGAAUAGUGGUCAAUCGUCAUACACAUCCCAUCCACAGGAUACUACGCGCAUCUCACCUGGAUGUAAUCCCCAAUCCAACCCAUCCGCUUUUCCCAAUAGUGAUACGGGUCCACAUGGUCGUGCUUACAGCUCGUACCCGCCUGCCUACCAAACUCCAAAUGAGUUCGGCAGUCCGGGAAGUCACACGGCGCCCAAUCCACCUACAUAUCCACAUGUAUAUCCUCCUGAGGGCCACGGUCAAAGCUUGACGCUGAAUCAAUUACUACAACAGGGAAAUACUCCGAACAGUUAUCCUCCAAGGCCUCAUGGGGGCCCUCCACUGCAAGCACCAUAUCGCGCUUACGAACAUUAUCCCUACGGAUACAAACCCGGUGUGCCUGGUGUCGGUGAACGGCCACAAGGGAAUACAUAUCCGUAUGCUGGAACUCAGGGUCAACGCUACACGGAUCCUUACGGUCGGCCUACAUAUCCUCCCAGUUCCGCAUAUCCGUACUACCAGUCACCACCACCACCACAAUCAAUGGCCCAACCACCGACACAACGGCAGCAACCUGUCUCUUCCACUUCUUCAGCUUCUUGCGUGUCGUCAGUAUCCCCUGCACAAACUCACCCGAUGGACUUCAAUUGUUCGAAUUCCGGACUACCACCCCGGCCCGUUCAAUCCCAAACUGCAGUCGCGGGAGUACAUUCGAGCGAACGUCCGUCAUCCGGUACAAUGAACAGUAACAACGUGCAACACACACACACGCACCCUUCCCCCGUACAUGGUUCUCAAAUGUCUUCCCCUCUGCAUACUAGCGCUUCAAACGCCACUCCUGCCACGAACACCUCCCAGCCCUCCGGGGUUUGGUCUGGUCAUACGCCCCAGCCACCAUUUGGAUCUCCACAUCAGUUGGCCCAUGGGCAAAUCUCAUCGUCUGUUCAGCAAAACAACAGCGUGAAUAAUUCCAACAAUGUGGUGACCGGUAGUCGUCCACGGUCGUCCUCGCGAGAUUCAUCAAUAAAAGCCAGCGCGGGUUCUAUCUCAGAGAGUUCUAACGAUCCAGGGGCUCAUGGAACACCACAGCCAGCGGAUUCGGAUCGCACUGACACUCAGAUGACCAGCGUUGGUAUGACCGAUGAUUCCGGUUCCCGUCCGCAGUCACGAAUGAGUGAUUCCGGUCGACCAUCAACAGCAAACAGUACAGGGUCAGCUGGUCUGCGUGACCAAACAACAGACGAUCAGAAUGUGGCGAGCACUGUUGCUUCGUCCGCUUCUUCAGUCCCUACGUCAGUCACAUCAUCAUCAGCGGAUUCAUCCAGUGUUGGAGCGUCUGGUCCUGCUCAACUAGAUCCCACCUCAUCCAACACCAGUUCAACUUUUGUUUCCAAUCCCACCCUAAGUCCAAUUCCUACCACUCCGCGAGGAACUCCUCCAUCGCAUCCAUAUUCGGCCUUUCCGCAACCUAAUAGUGGUGUUGGGAACGUUCCGUCAUCGCUCCAAGCUGUUUCCGGUCAAUCCAAUGCAGGACCCAACCGACCUCCAAGCCAACCAAAUCAAUCGCCACGGCCUUACAAUAUGCCACCACAAUCUGCCAUGGGGCCGCGGCAACCGUAUCCACCAUAUAUGCAUUCUCUUGCAGGUCAGCAGUCACAACCACCACAGCAACAACCGCAUCCGCAUUACAUGGUUGGCGGUCGGCCUCCAGGUUUCUAUCCUGGUACAACCGUGGGCCCCGGUGGUCACCCGUCUAUGCGGCCAUCCAUGCACCCAAUGGGACCGAUACCCGGCCCGGGAAUGAGCCGAUCCGGUGCUCCGUUUGGCUCCCAAGGUAUGAUGAUGCCUCCUCCGGCUGCACCUCCUCCACCGACAAAUUCCAACCAGGCUAACUUGUCCGGUCCAGGCGCACCACCAUCUGCCUCUGGUUUCAUGGCUGGUAGUGUUGGUGGGCCGUAUCCAUCUCCAGGCAGUGGUCCUGCCGGUCCGUGCAACAGCAGCGGUGUUUGGGAAUCACAUCCUCAGGCUGGACCAGCAUCUUUGUCUUCAGCAGCUAGCAGUGCUAUGUCUCAACCCCAUUUCAGUGGCGGUAGUGGCCGUCCAUCACCACUCUAUAGCGGAAUGCCAGAUCGCGCUAUGACUUAUUCAGGCUCACCGCAACCUGGUGCAGUAAGCUCGGGUGCACCUGCACCGUCACACUCUGGCCCACAUCCUCAAUCCUCGAUGGCUCCCGGUAACUAUCCACAUCCACCAGGGCAACCUCCGUCUGCAUCAUAUCAGACACACGCGCCUCACUUACCAUAUCCGUCCACCCAAAUUCCUUAUGGUGGUGCGCCUCAUCCGAUUGCCCAACAUGCCUACGUUCCAGGGAUGGCGCCGUCCAUUGGCCCGGGUUCCUCGGUUCCACCGUAUUCGGCUGGUGGCAUGACUCCAUCUGGACCUGGUGCACCAGGACAGGCGGGACGUGAACAACCACAGUUACAUUCGCCCUAUACAAGUGAUAUGGUACCCUCAUCUGGUGUCGGCUCACCAGCGGGAGUGGUUCGUGGAGUCCCAGUUUCCGGUGUAGGCAACCAGAAGUUGCCAACUGGAGCACCAGCUUUGGGAAAAGUUGCAAAGUUGGACGGUGGUAUCCGACCGAUGACACCGAACAGUGCCGGAUCCUCGAUUCAGAAUGCAUCGCCUCAUGCUAAUAUCAGUGGCGUAAUGGAUGAAUCCGUGUCUGGUUCUGCUCCUGUUCAGCCGCAUCAACAGAUUCAUCAUCAGCAACAGUCUGCACCGCCCCUUUCGCAAUCUGGUAUGAGCGCCAAUCCUGGACCUGUUCAGCAAGCACCAGGAUCACAACAACAGCACCAGUCUCCGUCGCCUUGUGUCAUGCCGCCGUCGGGGCAACCGGGGAUGCAACCAUUCCCUGGUAAUUCAUCGGGGUAUUGGUCAGACACAGGAGCACCAAAUCAGUUUUCUGGUGCCAUGCCACCUACGGGUAUGGGACCGCAAGGGCCGCAUGCUUUUCCAUCAUUUCCACCACAUUAUCGGAUGCCUGGCUCUGGAGCACCGCCACCACCGCCCGCCACUCCGGGGCCAGCACAGACACCUCAAGGGAUGCAAGCACAACAUCCGCAUAAUAUGCCCAAUUCCAUCAACUGUCCUACUUCGAUUUCUGGUGCACCCAUAUACGGGUCAAGUAUGAGUCCAUACGGAUCCGCACACUCUCAUGCUCAUCCGGUCGGUCACACCGGAAUUUCCACGCAGAGUUCCAGUGUAUUUCAUCGUCUGUUGGAAAUGGGUACCGAGCCUGAACGUCGAGCGUGGCUGGAACAUUAUGUUCGCUUCAUGGAAGAGAUAGGGAAACCUCUGGUCGGUCUACCCCAAGUGGUCAAGCAACCUCUAGAUUUGUACCGGUUCUAUUUGGCUGUUCGUGAGCGAGGAGGCGUACUUGAAGUGAUAAAGGCACGUCGAUGGAAAGAAAUCAGCCAGCUUGUCAACAUAAAUGCUUCAGCCUCUGCUGCGUACACUUUGCGCAAGAAUUAUUGCAAGUUUUUGCUAGACUACGAGUGCCGUUUUGAUCGUGGUGGAGCGGAUCCAAACCCGUUGCUCGCUCACAUUGAAGCUAUGUCGGGCAAGAAGAAGAAACCCAGCUCUGUUGAUGAUGGUUCGACCCCAUUGUCUGCUUCAGGUCACAGUCUGUCUGCGCAGGCUCCGCCUUCUCCGGCCGGCAGUCACUCAUCUGCCUCGUCCAGUUUAUUACCACCUGGUAGCGGAAGUGCAUCCUUGUCUGGGGUUCCGAGUGGUACUGCUGGGAGUGCAGCUAGUGAUAGUCAGUUGGGCCCCUCCGCACCACAGUCACGUUUCGGGGACCCUUGUGCGCAGUCAUCUAACUCUGCUGUCGGCGAGAGCCCGAACGGAGUUCUUAGUUCACCUGGUUCGGGUGUACUCACCGGCCAUGGAGCGGCAUCGUCUACUGCCGGUAGUGCCUCCUUCAGUCAAUCCUCAGCUCAGUCGCCUCCCCGACCUCCAUCCGGUACUACAAUGAACGGUUACCCGAACACGCCCCAUGGUCCUGUAGAAGCCGCGGCUCGUCCAACUACCAAUUGGCCCUGGAUUUCCGACAGCGGAAUAAGUGGAUCACAUCAGCCGCCAGUAGUUAGUGUGAACGGAUUCCCCUCAUCAAUGUCACCCAUUCGAGGUCCACUAUCUGCACAUGGAAUGCAGCACGGCUUUGACCCUAGCUCUCGUCCCAAUGCGACCACUCCAAUCCCAAGUCCAAAAAGCGCUCAAGCACGCGUACCCACUCCGGGUGCAAAUGUGACGUCCGUACCGCAACCAGCUCGAUCCCCUAUUCCGUCCAGUCUCACCUCGAGCGCACCAAGUUCUAUCGGACUCCCGUCUUCCAAUCCCAAUGUGAUUGUUACCAGUAUGAAGGCGUCAGACGUACCGACACAACAGCAGCAGCAACAACAACAGCAAGUGCAGCAGCAGCAGCAACAACCACCACCGCCUCAUCACCCUCUCGCCGGGCACUAUGCACCACCGAGUGGGUCGGCACCGCCAGGAAUGCAACCGCAACUAUCCAACCAGUCUCAGAUGCCUCCCACGCAUCACACAUCCUUUAUGGGAACACAGCAGCAUCCCAGCUCCCCAAUGCACCCUUCCAUGCCACCCCAUGGGAUUCCUGGCCCGGCGCCCCCUGGUUCUCCAAUGCAUCCUCGCCUAGCCUCUACUCCUGGGAUCCGUGGUCCGCCUUAUGGUGGUGGUCCNCCUGGUGUCAAUCCAGCGCAUAACCUUGGUGGUCCGCCAAACGACUCAAUUGCUUUGCUUCGGAUGCAUAAUAUUCGACCCCCUUCUAGUGGUCCACCACCUGCUGGUCCAGCCUAUCCGCCAAACGCCGCCAUCCCUCCAUUCCACCAUGGGCAACCGAAUUCCACCGGGCAAGCUGUCCCGGCGCAUUUGAUACAUCAUCACGGCCAGCGCCCUGGAUAUGUGGCUACUAUCCUGAAGCGCAUCGAGCACUUCCCGUUUCCGCCCGGUUCGAUCGAGGCGACUCAAAUUGAACCCAGUCGACGUCGAAGAUAUCGAGUAAAAGAUAUUGGCACUGUGUCCCCAUUCAAAUUGCUCAUGGCGCUACGUUCUGGUCUUACAGCUGAAGUAUCAUGGGCAUUAAAUUGUCUGAACAUUCUGUUGCGGGAUGAAAGUGGUUUAGAAAACUUCACUGGUGGUUCACUCGGCUCGCUAAUCAAUAAUCUGGCGGAACUUUGGCGUCACUCACUCGGUGAACUAUUUGAUCACAACCUGUUCGUCUGUAGUUUAGAGCUACCCACCAAUUUGACCACUAUCGGACGUUCGUUAUCUACCGAAAACAAGCCAGUCUCUACCAACACGAUUCGCGAUGAAUCCAAAUUACAUAUGUUUCCCCCUUCGUCUCUGUCGUUCGGUAUGAUGAAGAAAAAGCAUCUAACUGUUGGUUCCAUGCCAAACGGCCUGGUCAGUCUAGAGCGAGAUCUAGUCGCUCUGGCUGCUACACGUGGUGUUUCCGUUUCCUCGCUGCGUGAUGGCAUUCGACGCAUGUUACGAAAAUGUGGUGAUCCAAUUGGGGAUUUUAUUCCAAUGCGUGCACGAAACGGACUUUUACUAAAUCCGGGCACAGCCGGCGCUUCGUUCCAUUGCGUUAGCAACAGCGGUACUAGUGGUAACCAUCCCUUAGUUCCACACUCAGCCUCUACGCUGAUCGAUUCAAGCCUCCCGGGGGGUCGAACUCGAAAACGAGGAUCCAAACAGCUCAGUUCGGGAUAUGGUUAUGGUCAAUCCGGUCUAGGUUCAACCACGGUUGCUACCGGGACAUCGCAUACGAUUAACUGUUCGAGCAAUGUUCUCUCUCAGACAUUCUCUUCAGCGCUUAAAUCAGAAAAUGUCCCACCGUCAAAUGUUGCGACUCGUGUAACUACGGCACCAAACAGUCUCAGAUCUCCGGUCGCCUAUACGAACUUGCGUGAGUUGGCGCUGUAUGUAAUUGAUGAGCUUUUGCGGACUGAACCUGCUCUCCGUUCGCGUGAUGCUCGAUCAGACGGCGAGGAUGACGACGAAGAUGAGGAUGAGGAUGAGCUUGUACCACCGCCACCACCGUCAAGCUCAAUGGGAGCGAACAGUAUCAACGUCCAUAAUCCACAUGCCUACUGGUCUAUGUCUGCCUACCUGAGGGACUUGAUUCAACACGGAGGGGGAGAUACAACUUGUCACAUCAUGCCCCCAUUUGGUGCUGCACCAUAUUCAAGCAGACACUGGAGGGGUGAUUCCGAGCAUGAUGAAUCACUACCCGCUGAACCGGGUGUACCCAUCAAAUCCUCGUCGACACCGCCCCCACCACCACCUGAGGUUGGUGAAGAGAAAUGCCCUUUACGUGGAAGUGAUCUCAUGGAGUAUGAAUCUCUAGAAGAAGACGAUGAAGACGGCGGUCAUAUACGAUCUAAACGUGCUCGACAUGCAUCUAGUUCAUCUUUGCCUUGUCCAGUCUUGUCUCCACAACCUAUCGAAGAGGUCUCUGAGGAUUCAGAAGUCAAACCGAACCCGGGGGAAACAACCGCACUGAAGUCAACCACGUCGACAGAGCAGCAGCCGGACAGUUCUGAUACCGUCGCAGAUGAACAAGAUGAAACAGAAUUCUCUCAGCUAAUUAUGGACGCGAAUGGUCGAUGCCCACUGAGAGCUCGGGAAGAAUUAGUACAUCACGGGCCUGCAUGUUUAUGGCCUGACCAUUCGGAAGCAAACAGCAACGAGGCUCGCGCAGUGCGAUGUUUGUGUGUAUCCACAGUGCUUCGCAAUUUGUCGUUCUGGCAUUUGGCAGAAGUGCCACUAAGUUCACAUAAACCUACUUUGGCUCUCAUCGGUCGUGUUAUUACGCUCGGUCAUAAACAUGUGGGUGCGGAAGACACAUGGCAAUCUGUAGAAGAAGCAAGUAAACUCAUGGAAUCCAGUCAGUGUGCUUGGCGUACUCCAUCCUGGUUGGACGAUAUGCGCGAAAAUGCCCUGGUCCUUUUGGUCAACUUAGCCGGCUAUCUGGAUUUGAUCCGAUUUGAGGAAUCCAUUGUACGCCCAAUUUUGGAGGGUCUGUUGCAUUGGAUUAUUUGUCCUACGGCUGUGGCUAUCGAUCCGUUCCCGGGACACCGAACUUUAAGUCCGCGUCGUCUUGCUCUUGAGGCCUUAAACCGUUUGUGUGUGCGUGAAUCUAACGUGGAUCUAUUGUUAUGCACACCUGGCUCACGCGAAUCUGACUUACAUUUGCUAUUUGGACGUCUAGCUCAUUGGUUGGCUUUGCCGGAGGAUCAAGUCACUCGUGAACUGGCGUUGUCGACUAUGCAUUAUCUGACAGGGGGUGGGGUAUCUUUCAAUACUCUGAAUGAUCCGGCUACUGGGAAAUCACGUGGAUCCAUUGUCUCCUCCAUGCAAACUGGACCAACAAGUUUCGUUGGGACCACCUUGUUAUCAUCAGCGAAACCUUGUCCUGUUGCCGGUCUUUUGUCCUUUAUUGAGGCUGCAGAAGCUACCACUCGCCGUGUGAUCGAUCAAUGUGGUGUACAAGCAUUACAAGAGCGACCGGAACUGAUGGGAACUAGUUUAGAGAUGGUGCGUCGUGCUGGUGCCCUGCUUGAUCGUCUCGCUGCCGAUCCGACUGGACGAACACGGUUCACACCAACACUUGAAUUACGUCUGCUGGACUUGGUCACCUCCCGUGUUUUAGAUGCAACCGUAGCGCAUUUACUGUGCGGUGCACUGCAUCGGCUUUCACAGAACCGACAGGUUUCCGGAGAUGACGCAGAUGUACCAAUCAUUACGCCUCUCGUCCCACCCAUACCUGCACUAUCUGUCGUGGCACAACUUAUAAAGCCUCCGACACCUUGUUCCAAAUCAGAAUCUACGUGUAAUCCAGACAGUGCAGGAUCAGCAAAGUCUGAGAGCAAAACGGACACAUCCAAGGUUACGAUUACUGACGAUCAGCAGCAGUCUGCCGGGGCCAGCAACAUUUCUUCGAAAACAAAUGUUCCUGAUACUGAAUCGGUGUCCGUCGUACCCAAUGUUGAUCCUGAAAAGCAGGCUGAAAAGAAGAUUUCAGAUCCCCUGAGGGAGGUAAAUUUGGUGAAUAAAGAUACAACUUCAUCUCCCCCUGAGCCUGUCAAUCACAUGGAUAAUUCGCGAUGCGACGUCCCUGUUAGAAAAGAAUGUACUGCUAGUGUUCCGGAUAUAUCAGUGUCAAAAACGGACAACGAACAGCCUCUUGCCACUACUAACUCUGUGGAUUCUGUUACGUGGAAUUCGAACUGCGUUGAUUCGUGA